Molecule: messenger RNA, 3642 nt
Organism: Oncorhynchus keta (chum salmon)
Lineage: Eukaryota; Metazoa; Chordata; Actinopteri; Salmoniformes; Salmonidae
Product: collagen alpha-1(XI) chain-like
Source: RefSeq, a predicted model, not a curated record
GAGAGACAGAGAGAGAGAGGAAAGUUUGAAGUUGGCUGGUUGGGUGAACGAAUACAGGGUUUUUUUCAGGAGGAAAUGAAUAUGGAAUAAGGAAUUGCUUGCUAUUUCUUUCUCCAUCAGAAGGAUAUAACGAUAUAAGGAUAUUAUAUAUAUAUAAUGAUGUAACCAGAUAAGAAAGAGAACGAAAAAGAAAGAGGGAAAUAAAGUGUAAACGUUUUGAUGGAUUUGUUUCCCUCUGGUCAAACUGCACCUAUUUCUUAACAGAAGUUGACUUCGAACCGGAUAACAGUUAUCGGGACGAACUCCAGUCUCUACCGUGUGCGCGCAUGAUAUCAUUACCCCAUCAACCGGGUCAUUGCGCGCUCCCAGACAUGGACGCAGGUCCUCUCAGCAGCGGAUAAGCACACGCGCUGUACCCGCGCAGUCUCGAGCCCCCUAAGCACGGGUGUGUGUGAGCCCCGUGGAGCUAAACGGUGGAGCCGGGACGGGAGGUAUCGGAGCCAACCGCACUGGACAGUUCCCGGUUUACCGAGAAAGACUUUGAGCAACGAGAUGGACCGAAUAUGGAGCUCAACGCCCGGGGCAUCGCCUCCCCUCCUCCUUCUCCUCACCCUCCUCUCCAUCACUGUUUUUCACGAGGCGACAGCGGCACAGGCAGCCAAUCCGGUGGACGUGCUGAGGAUCCUGGACCUAUCAGAGGACAUGGAGGGUGUGUCUCUGGAGGCGGGGCUCUGCACCAGUAGAGAGGGAAGAGAAGAGACGGACAUCUCCUUCAAGAUCAACAAGAAGAUCCAACUCAGUGUCCCUACAAAACAGCUGUUCCCAGAAGGGGGGUUCCCAGUGGACUUCUCUGUCCUGGCUACGGUACGUGCCCGGCGGGGUGCCCAGGUGUUCUUGCUGUCCCUGUACGACCCCCAGGGUACCCAGCAGCUGGGGUUAGAGGUCGGGAGGUCCCCUGUCUUCCUGUAUGAAGACCAGCAAGGCCUGCCUCCUCCUGAACUAUACCCGACCUUCAGGAAGAUCAACCUGGCUGACGGCAAAUGGCACAGGGUAGCGUACAGUGUGGAGGGUCAGUCAGUGACUCUGUAUCUGGACUGUGAGAAGGUGGAGAGUCUGGAGCUCCAGAGAGGUCUGAACCCAGAGGUCAGCACUGAAGGGGUCACUGUGUUCGGGACACGGCUACUGGAUGACCAGGUCUUCGAGGGAGAAAUCCAACAAUUGUUGAUCGUAGCCGACCCCAGAGCUGCAGAGACCUACUGUCAAGACUACAUUCCCGACUGCCACGCCCCUUUACCCUACGACAGCCUAUCACAAGAGACUGAGGAGGAGACAAAGCCCGCCAGGAGAGUGAAGGUGGAGGAGUUUGAUGAGUUUGACUACAGUGACCUUUACGACGACCUCUCUGUCUCCACGGUUACCGUGAGACCUAACAUCACAGAGUAUGAGAUUGUAGAGUACGAAGACUACGACAACGAAACAGAUGAGUACGAGGUCAGAGAGUAUGAAUACGAGGAGGAAUUUGAAGAUCGAUACGGAUUGGCCGAGAGGGAGAGGGCGGAGUCCUGGAACGGACAGGAAAGAAUAGAGAAAGGAGAGAAAGGAGAACAAUCCUACUUUGGAGCAAGCACCUUAAUCACAGGCCCCGGGGGUCUUCCAGGACCAGAGGGAGAACAAGGACCCCAGGGGCCCACAGGACUGGUCGGACCUCAAGGAGACCUAGGAGAACUGGGUCCUCCAGGCCGGCCGGGUCUCAACGGGGCUGAUGGGAUACCAGGUCCUCCAGGGAACAUCCUCGUUGUUCAGUUCCAGGCAGGUGGAGUCCAACUAACAGGACCAGUGAUAUCAGCCCAGGAGGCUCAAGCCCAGGCCAUCCUACAACAGACCAAGUUGUCUAUGAAGGGACCACCUGGACCACUAGGCCUUAUGGGACGUCCUGGACCGCUGGGUAACUCGGGUCCGUCGGGGCUGAAGGGAGUAGCCGGGGAGAUGGGACCAGCAGGGCCUAGAGGUAUUAUGGGCCAAGCAGGGAUGAAUGGAAAGUCAGGGAAGAGGGGUCGAGCUGGGACGGAUGGGAACAGAGGUGCUCCGGGUGAGACCGGUGGGAAGGGUGACAGGGGUUUUGACGGCUUGCCAGGUCUUCCAGGACACAAGGGACACAGGGGGGAGAUAGGAAAACCAGGCCCCCACGGUACUCUUGGGCUGUCAGGAGAGAGGGGUUCCGAAGGACAACCAGGACCAAGAGGACAGCCAGGUGAUGCUGGUUCCAGAGGGUUGAACGGACCCAGAGGUCACACUGGCCCUACAGGUCAGCCUGGAAUCCGAGGAGUGGAUGGAAUCCAAGGUUCCAAGGGAAACUUGGGACCUCCGGGGGAGAUGGGAGCAUCCGGGCAGCAAGGAAACCCUGGGUUGCAGGGGUUUCCUGGUCCUCAGGGCCUUGUGGGCUUGCCAGGACUUAAGGGGCCCCAAGGGAAGAAAGGGUUGCAGGGACUACCUGGGAAUGAUGGACCUACCGGUCACCCAGGGAGAGAGGCUCCAGGAGAGAAGGGACUACCGGGCCCACCAGGAGUCCAGGGGCCUAUAGGAUACCCAGGAUCAAGAGGAGUGAAGGGAGCGGACGGAAUUAGAGGAAUGAAGGGAAGCAAAGGGGAGAAGGGUGAGGAUGGGUUCCCCGGCUCUAAGGGAGAGAUGGGGCUGAAAGGUGACGGGGGUGACAACGGGGUCCCAGGGUCCAGGGGAGAGGAUGGUCCCGAAGGACCUAAAGGACAGGCUGGACCCCUGGGGGAGGCUGGAGCCGUGGGCAUCGCUGGAGAAAAGGGUAAACUGGGAGUUCCAGGGUUACCGGGGUAUCCUGGACAAAAAGGACCGAAGGGUUCGGAUGGUUUUCCUGGAUCUAUUGGAGUUUUGGGAGAGAAGGGGAAGAGGGGUCCCGGGGGGGAAGCAGGCAGUGCAGGACAGAGGGGUCCUAACGGGGUGCGUGGGGGCCGGGGUGCCAAGGGACCAACGGGGAAGACAGGGGGAAAGGGCUCCUCUGGACAUGAUGGACCCAAUGGACCAACUGGAGACAGGGGGCCUCAAGGGCCACAAGGACGGAACGGGGAAUCAGGACCCAAGGGACCGAACGGUCCAGCGGGGAAAGAUGGACUUCCGGGUCAUCCAGGUCAGAGAGGAGAGCCGGGUUUCCAAGGAAAGACGGGACCCCCAGGUCCAGGAGGUGUUGUGGGGCCACAGGGUAAAUCAGGUGAGACCGGGUCGUUGGGAGACAGAGGUCACCCCGGGUCACCUGGCGUACCGGGAGAGCAGGGCUUACCUGGCGCCGCCGGGAAGGAGGGAGCUAAGGGCGACCCGGGCACAGGAGGGACUUCUGGGAAAGCUGGUCCUCCAGGACUUAGGGGCUUCAGAGGCAGCAGAGGGGCUGCCGGGGGCAUGGGUCCUGCUGGUCUGAAAGGAGGUGAAGGACCAGUCGGAGCAGCAGGAGCUAUAGGGGCCGGUGGUGAGAGGGGUCCCCCAGGGUCAGCCGGUGCCAUUGGUCAGCCUGGGAGGGCAGGGGCUGUGGGUGGACCUGGACCAAUGGGAGAGAAGGGGAACCGGGAGGGGCGGGUCCUAUUGGACCAUCAGGACAGGAUGGAGACCAGGGACCUCUAG